AUGCAGGCGCGGCGUCUAGCCAAGCGCUCCAGCCUGGGCAGCCGCCGGGGGGGCGCCGCGUUGCAGGCGCCCGGACCCGCGCCUGCCAGGGAAGGCACCUUGCCCGGCCUCCCACCGCUCGGCCCGGGCCCGGCCGCGGCCCCAGCCCCAAGCUGGAGGCCGCCGCUGCCGCCGCAGCGCAGCUCCGGGACCGGCCCCCCUCGGGCCGCCGGGGCCGCCGCCGCCUCGUCGCCUGUGCUGCUGCUUCUGGGGGAGGAAGACGAGGACGAGGAAGGCGGGAGCAGGCGGCGGAGGGGGCUCGGGCGGGUGGAGGAGAAGCCCCGAGGGGGCGCGGAGGAGGAGGAUGACGACGAGGAAGACGAGGACGAGGAGGUGGUCGUCGAGGUGGUGGACGGCGACGACGACGAGGAGGACAGCGAGGAGCGCUUCAUGCCCCUCGGCCCCGGCCGUGCGGUCCCCAAGGGCCCGGCCCGGGGCGCGUUGAAGGUGGGGAGCAUUAAACGGGAAAUGACCUUCACAUUUCAACCAGAGGACUUAAAACGUGACUCUAGUAAAAAAAUGUCUCAUCAACACUUGUUUCCCUUGGCCAUGGAAGAAGAUGUGAAAACAGCAGACACCAAAAAAGCCAACCGAGCCCUUGACCAUGAAAAAGAAAAUACUCGCUCCAUCUGUCUCCUUGAGCAAAAACGAAAAGUUGUUUCUUCCAAUAUUGAUGUUCCUCCAGCAAGGAAAUCCUCAGAGGAACUGGACAUGGACAAGGUGACAGCAGCAAUGGUACUAACCAGCUUGUCCACCAGCCCUUUGGUUCGGAGCCCACCUGUGCGGCCGAAUGAGGGCCUCAGCGGAUCCUGGAAGGAGGGAGGAGGCGUACCUUCCAGCAGCAGCAGCGGCUACUGGAGCUGGAGCGCCCCCAGCGACCAGUCCAACCCGUCCACCCCGUCGCCGCCGCUGUCCGCUGACAGCUUCAAGCCCUUCCGCAGCCCCGCGCCGCAGCCGCCGCAGGACGACGGCAUCGACGAGGCAGAGGCCAGCAACCUGCUUUUUGACGAGCCCAUCCCCAGGAAAAGAAAGAAUUCUAUGAAGGUGAUGUUCAAAUGCCUCUGGAAGAACUGCGGGAAGGUGCUGAGCACGGCGGUGGGCAUCCAGAAACACAUACGGACCAUUCAUCUUGGGCGUGUUGGGGACUCCGACUACAGUGAUGGCGAAGAGGACUUUUACUACACUGAGAUCAAGCUCAACACAGACUCAGUGGCAGAUGGACUGAGCAGCCUGGCCCCUGUGUCACCGUCUCAGUCCCUGGCUUCGCCUCCCACUUACCCCAUCCCAGAUUCAAGCCGAACAGAGACUCCUUGUGCCAAAACUGAGACUAAACUGAUGACACCCUUGAGCCGCUCAGCUCCCACCACCCUCUACCUCGUGCACACCGACCAUGCUUACCAGGCCACGCCCCCUGUGACCAUUCCAGGAUCAGCCAAGUUCACCCCCAAUGGCAGCAGCUUCAGCAUUUCUUGGCAGUCUCCUCCGGUUACCUUCACUGGCAUUCCAGUGUCACCAACACAUAAUCAUCUGGGGGGCACAGGCGAGCAGAGACAGCACACUCACACGGUCUUGUCCUCGCCACCCAGAGGGACCGUCAGCCUGAGGAAACCCCGGGGAGAGGGCAAGAAGUGCCGCAAGGUGUAUGGCAUGGAGAACCGGGACCUGUGGUGCACGGCGUGCCGCUGGAAGAAAGCCUGCCAGAGGUUCACUGACUGACCCCUGAGACCACCGAGCAGGCGACCCGCCGCCCCGCUGCCCUUGCCUUCCAUGGCAGGCUCUGGAAAAGCGCUUUUUCUUCCGAACAAAACCCACUUGAAGCCCAGGAAAAGCGCUUCCAGGAAACUUGGUGGAAUGACAGCAAAAAAUAAAAUAAAAUAAGGUCACCACCCUCACUGCUCUUGCUGAGAACCCAGCAUCGGGCAGUUUUAUUAUUUUUUUUUCCUU
This is a messenger RNA of Enhydra lutris kenyoni (northern sea otter), 1983 nucleotides long. Its product is annotated as zinc finger protein 704. Gene Ontology annotation, biological process: regulation of transcription by RNA polymerase II. Gene Ontology annotation, molecular function: DNA-binding transcription factor activity; RNA polymerase II cis-regulatory region sequence-specific DNA binding. The transcript is spliced from 10 exons. Gene Ontology annotation, cellular component: nucleus. NCBI's taxonomy places the organism in Eukaryota, Metazoa, Chordata, Mammalia, Carnivora, Mustelidae. The coding region runs from base 1 to 1755 and encodes 584 amino acids. The record is from RefSeq and is a predicted model, not a curated record.